This is a messenger RNA of Neoarius graeffei (lesser salmon catfish), 1279 nucleotides long. RefSeq names its product RAD52 motif containing 1 (gene rdm1). Gene Ontology annotation, molecular function: RNA binding. The transcript has 7 exons. Gene Ontology annotation, cellular component: nucleolus. Lineage: Eukaryota; Metazoa; Chordata; Actinopteri; Siluriformes; Ariidae. The record is from RefSeq and is a predicted model, not a curated record. The coding region runs from base 214 to 1056 and encodes 280 amino acids.
CUGUUUACGGAAGUUGAACAAGGAGGACAGGAUGUCACAUGGCUAUGAAUCCUUAACACUGCUAACUAAUAACAUUUUAUAAUCGCGUUGUUGUGGUUUUCACAAUGUGCUCAAAGGCGGUGCAUUAUUAAAAUUGUUCGGAUAAAUGUGGGGAAAAAUAAAAGAAUCAGGAUGUUGAUGCCACUGCAGUGAGAAUAAACACUGCGGUUUGCAAUGGAGCUGGAGGCGGAUAUCCUAGAGUUCAGAGUCCCGACUGAAAACAACAAAACCAUUUUUAUUUGGGACAUACAGGCAUCUUUAUCCGAAUCGCAUAUUUAUGAGUCUCUGCGGAGUGUGUAUUCUGCCUUUGGUGCACUCUACCUGGUGAAGGUGUGUCCCAAUGCCUCAGUCGUCGCCCCGGGCUUUUAUGCACUGGUCAAGUUUUACUCUGCAGCGCAGGCGUCCAAGGCUCAAAGAGCCACCGAUAAACAGUGUCUGUUCCAGGAUGCUCCACUCAAAGUUAGGCUCAGCACAAAGCAGAAUCCAGCGUUCCUCUCUGCAGCCCAAUCCCUCAGCCAUGCUAAGUGCCAAGACUUGGCUAAUCAUUACCUGGGCUACAAUGGCUGGUCUACUCACAUCAUCACUGUGAAGGACAUAUCAAAGUGUGCGGAUGUCGGGUGGAGCUUGGAUCCAGGCAGCCAGGGAGAGCUGCUGAAAUACGGCUGUGUGAUGGAGCUGACUGUCCCUCAGCAUGGAGUGACGUGCCGCGGGGUUGGUGUUGCUGAGGAAGUGGUUGAUCAGGAGAAAGGUCCAGAGGAAAAGCUGUGGAAACGGGGGAAGCUCAUGAAACGGGCCAGAGAUAAAGCAGUUGUUGCAGCCUUUGAGAAAGUGUUGCUAAUAAUCCUCGCUAACGGAAAAGUCGCAGUGGAAUGCAGAACUGAUCGAGAGGAAAUUCUGCCGGAUGAGAAUGUCGAGGGAGUUAUCCAAGUUAAUGACAUUUCAUGGAGUGACUUUGAGGUUGGUUCAGCAGAGGAAGAUGAUUUACCGUGGAACUUCACAACAGACGAUUCUCAUUAACUUUCACUUGUGUUUAAGGAUAAAUCUACACGUUAUUGACCAACCACUGUCAGACCACUGAAAAAGAAACUGAGCAACUGACAAACUAGAGUUCAUUAGAUUUGUAAGGGUUUCUUUUUGUGGGUAAUAAAAAGUAUCUCAGAUCUCUCAUCGGCGUCGAAUUUGAUUUGCAACAAAUAUAUGGACAUCUUUUCUAAAUACAAAUGAAUACAGCUUUGCAAAA